This is a messenger RNA of Sus scrofa (pig), 954 nucleotides long. It is a transcript of the gene TNMD, whose product is annotated as tenomodulin. Lineage: Eukaryota; Metazoa; Chordata; Mammalia; Artiodactyla; Suidae. The record is from RefSeq and is marked provisional. Gene Ontology annotation, biological process: negative regulation of endothelial cell proliferation; negative regulation of angiogenesis.
AUGGCAAAGAAUCCUCCAGAGAACUGUGAGGACUGUCACAUUUUAAAUGCAGAAGCUUUUAAAUCCAAGAAGAUAUGUAAAUCACUUAAGAUUUGUGGAUUGGUAUUUGGUAUACUCGCCCUAACGCUAAUUGUCCUAUUUUGGGGGGGCAAGCACUUCUGGCCUGAGACACCCAAAAAAACAUACGACAUGGAACACACUUUCUACAGCAAUGGAGAGAAGAAGAAGAUUUACAUGGAAAUUGAUCCUGUGACCAGAACCGAAAUAUUCAGAAGUGGAAAUGGCACUGAUGAAACAUUGGAAGUACAUGACUUUAAAAAUGGAUACACUGGCAUUUACUUUGUAGGUCUUCAAAAAUGCUUCAUCAAAACUCAGAUUAAAGUGAUUCCUGAAUUUUCUGAACCAGAGGAAGAAAUAGAUGAGAAUGAAGAAAUUACCACAACUUUCUUUGAACAGUCAGUGAUUUGGGUCCCAGCAGAAAAGCCUAUUGAAAACCGAGACUUUCUUAAAAAUUCCAAAAUUCUGGAGAUUUGUGAUAAUGUGACCAUGUAUUGGAUCAAUCCCACUCUAAUAGCAGUUUCAGAGUUACAAGACUUUGAGGAGGAUGGUGAAGACCUUCACUUUCCUACCAAUGAAAAAAAGGGCAUUGAACAAAACGAGCAGUGGGUGGUCCCUCAAGUGAAGGUGGAGAAGACCCGUCAUGCCAGACAAGCAAGUGAGGAAGAACUCCCAAUCAAUGACUAUACUGAAAAUGGAAUAGAAUUCGACCCCAUGUUGGAUGAGAGAGGCUAUUGUUGUAUCUACUGCCGUCGAGGCAACCGCUACUGCCGCCGUGUCUGUGAACCUUUACUAGGUUACUACCCUUAUCCAUACUGCUACCAAGGAGGGCGGGUUAUCUGUCGUGUCAUCAUGCCUUGCAACUGGUGGGUGGCCCGCAUGCUGGGGAGGGUUUAA